UAAGAAAUCUACUUGUAUGAGUCGCAGUCGAGUAAAUACUAUAAAUGCUUUGACCAUUAUAAGCUAAGAUUUCAGUUGAGGUCGAGCUCUCGAGACGGUCAGAUCUGAACAGAAGUAUUUUUAUCGCAGCCUGAAUACGAGAAUACGGUUGCUGAGAAGAUGGCAAAAUUAAUGCUGUACGUCUUUGUAGCGUUGCUAGCUGUCUCUCUUAUCAUGGCCGCUCCUGAUAAGCCUAACUGUGGUCGACACGGUGACCCUUGCGUUGCUGGCUCGGAUUGUUGCCCCAAUAUGAGAUGUCACGCUUAUGCAAAUAGAUGUCAAGUCAUAAUUACUGAGGAGGAAUUGAUGGCACAACGUGAGAAGAUUUUGGGCCGAAGGGGAAAAGAUUAUUAAAACGGAUAAGAUUUUUAUAUCAAAAUAUUAUAAUAAUGGAUGACGAUUCUCUCAGUUUAUCAUAACUCAAUUCUGAAGACUGUUUUGAGGAAUUAAAUAUUAAUAUAUAACAUUAAAUUUGUAUACUAAUAACGAAAUUAAUAUAUUUGCAUAUUUUGUACAUGUAUACAUUUAUUGUAGAUGUAAGCAAUACUCUCAAUGAAAAAUAAAUACAAACAUUAAUUAAAAGUGUUAUCUUAUCUGUUAAUGCUUUCAAAGAAUAUGCGCCUCUCGUAAACAGUAUUGUUAAACGGGCCAGUUUUUCUCGCGCAUGCGCGAGAAUUCGCAGUAUAAUUAUCUAUUAUUUUAUUUGAUUUUAUACAAUCUUGACUUUUUAAAAAAAUUUUAUAUAAUAUUUAAAUAUACAGUCAAAAUAGAGCUUCUCAAAAACUUAGAUCAGAUAAUAUCAGAUUUUUGUACUUCAAUAAUGUUAUAUUUGACGUGCAUUCUUAGUUAAUGUUUGUAUUUAUUUUUCAUCAAGAGAUAUUGAUUAUAUCUACAAUAAAUGUAUUAUACAUGUACAAAAUAUGUGCAAGUAUUAUAUUAAUUUUUUUUGCAACACUGCUUGUAAACGGAAAAUAAAUUGACGUUGUGGAAGAAAGUAAUAACAAAA
Messenger RNA from Monomorium pharaonis (pharaoh ant), 1045 nucleotides. It is a transcript of the gene Ickin1-1, whose product is annotated as ICK-type antimicrobial peptide 1-1. Lineage: Eukaryota; Metazoa; Arthropoda; Insecta; Hymenoptera; Formicidae. The record is from RefSeq and is a predicted model, not a curated record. The transcript has 3 exons. Bases 160 to 393 code for a protein of 77 amino acids.